AUGUUCGGCGUUAAUCGACCAUCUACUCCUGAUAUUGUCAAUGAUUUAGAGGUACCUAAAGAUUUAGCCUCUGCUUUAAGAAAGUCAUGGGCUGCUUGUAUGCAUGAUACUAAUGAUAUCAAUACUACGACAGACAAAAUAAAUAAAGAAAAGGAAAUAGCUACGACUUUAAAUAAUAAUGAAAAUAAUUAUCAUAGUGGAGAAGAAGAAGAAGAAGAAAAAGGAGAAAAAGAAGAAGAAAAAGAGGAAAAAAGAGAAAGGAAAGAAAAAGAAAAUAUUAAUAUCAGUAGUACUGACUACAAGAAUAACGCUGCUUCAAUUAGUAAUACUGCCAUUAACUCUAAUAGUAUUGGCAGUAUGAACAAAAUGAACUCAUUUUAUUUAGAUAGAAGAAAUUCUAACUUCAACGUUUAUUACGAUACACCGGUAAGUACUAAAAACAUAAAAAGGCCGAGCAUAAUUAGUAUUAAUAGCAAUGGAACAAAUACAAGUGCCUCAAGUGAUGGAAAUAACACUGCUAUGAACAAUAAACAGCAACAAGAUUUGUUAUCUUUACUUGAAAGAUUUAAUUUUAACGGUGGGAACUCAAUUACCAACAAUGAUAGUGCCACCAAUAAUACACUCAAUAAUAAUAAUAUUAACUCUACUAUGUCUAAUAAUAAAAAUACUCACAUUUAUACAAAAAAUAGUGACAAUCUCGAGAGUAAUAGUAAACAACCGUGCAAUUUUGUUUUAAAUGAUGAAAAUGAGUUGCUUUUAAUGAAACAAAUUAUGAAUCCAAGAUCAUCUUUCUCUUCGAUAUCAACGAAUGAGCACACUAUGAAUCCUACCAUCAAUAACUUUACAGAAAAUACCACCAUUACCGCGAAUAAUGUGCCAGUUCUUUUGAAAAAUAAACAAUACAGACAGGGACACAACGAAACCGAUGUUGGAAACGACAUUAUAAUGCAGGAUGAGGCAGAAAAUUACACUAUUGAUGAUAAAAAUGCUAAUAAUUUAUUUUUUAUGAGUAGUAUAUGGGUAGUUAAAUUCAGUCCAGAGUUGGUGAAUAAUAUUAUAUCUAUAAGUGAAAUGCUAUACCCUAAGAACUUACUAUGCGUAUUCACUGAUCAGGAUAUUAUUACGGAUGAUAUUUUAAAGAAGACAGCAAUGAUACCAAAUAUGAGGUUCCAAUUAAUCUCGGCUACACCAAUUGUCAUAAAAAAAAACGAACCCAAAGACAAUGUAUACUUUAAUAGGUAUGAUUUACAUAUGUUGUAUUCGUUUUAUUUGUACAAUUACGAUUUGGUUUAUUAUAUUAAUACCAAUGGGAACCAUGAUCUCAGCAACAUUCAAAGGCUAUUUGAGUAUUGUCAAGCUGGGGGUGGAAAAGUAGAAGAUAAUAACAAGAGUAAUGCUAUUAACAUAGGGGGAAGAAUAGAUAAUGAAAAUUGUAUUAUCGAGUAUUACAGUACUGAUGGUGGUGAUGGAAUAAUGGUUGUUAGACCAAACAAGGAUAUAGUGGCUUGCAUUAAUGAGUAUCUAACUUGUUAUGGUGACGAUUAUCAUAAAUUUGAUCAAUUGAAGAAUAUAGGUGGUUGGGAUAUUCUUCAAAAUUUGUUUAAAUAUCAAAUAUUUGAAAAAAAGAUUUGA
Molecule: messenger RNA, 1632 nt
Organism: Saccharomycodes ludwigii
Lineage: Eukaryota; Fungi; Ascomycota; Saccharomycetes; Saccharomycodales; Saccharomycodaceae
Gene: IDS2
Product: Ids2p
Exons: 1
Coding region: 1-1632 (543 amino acids)
Source: RefSeq, a predicted model, not a curated record